GCUGGGGUUUGGGGAAAGGUUCAAAUUUGUGAAGCCCCUGAACAGAGGAGGUAUUUAUUUAAAACUAGAGGAAGAAGUGAAACAAUUGAGAUAAGAACAAGAAGAAAAUGUUCAGAGGACCUUUGACAGUGACUUGUUUUAGAAGUUAAAAAAGGGAGCUAGGAUACAGAGUGAAGGAGGAGGUGAAUUAGGACAGUGAGUCUCAUGGAUGCCCAAGCAAGGAGAGAAUUUCCAGGGAAAGUGUCUCCACUGGAACCCCAAGGAGAGCUGCUGAAUCUGGAUUAUAUGCCAAGCAUCUUCAGUGUUGAUGGUGACAUCAAAGGAGAACAGGCCACUGGAUUUGGAGAACAGAAAAAUGGAGCAAGAAGAUCAGUGUGUGUAUGAAUACCAGGACUCAGAAGACAGAGAGAUGGGCUGUGAUUUUGAGGACACCAAGGACAGGGAAGGGAACCCACAGGAAAGAGGAAUAAAUUCUAAUCCACAGGAUGCGGGAGAGAGAGGCCAUCUGGUGGAGGAGAUGGACUGCAAGCCACAGGAUGAAGCUCUGAGAGGGGACAUGCGGGAGAGAGAAGUAGCACCCAGCACCUGCACAGAGGGACUGCUGAGUGAGGAAGGAACGGUUGCUCUCCCUGAGGAAGAGGAUGCCCAGCCUGGUGUGUCUGACAUGGUGAUGUUUCCAAAUCUGUCUGAGUCAGACAGCAUGGCCCGGAGCCCGGCACAGGAGGGAGAGGAGAGCGCUGGAGAGAACCGGUUGGAAGAGGAAGAGGAGCAGCCACCCCCUCCUGUACUUCCCUGGAGGCGCCACCUCUCCCUGGCGGGUCGGCACAGGGGCGACAAGCCCUCCCACCGCCGCUUCCAUCGGCUGCACCACCCCUUGGCCAUGGACCUUGGGGAGCUUGACAGCCUGGUGGCCAGUAUCAUGGACGCGCCCACCAUCUGCCCAGACUGUGGGGAGAGCUUCAGCCCGGGCGCGGCUUUCCUGCAGCACCAGCGCAUUCACCGGCUGGCAGAGGCCGCUGCUGUGGCCAGCCUGGAGCCCUUCGGCCUGGCAGGCGAGUGCGGGGCGGUGGUAGGCAUGAUGGGGGUGAGCGUGGCGGGGGGCUUCAGAGCGGGGCCUGUGCUGGCCCGGCCCCCACGCGAGAAGCCUUUCCGCUGCGGGGAGUGCGGCAAGGGCUUCAGCCGCAACACCUACCUGACUAACCACCUGCGCCUGCACACGGGCGAGCGGCCCAACCUGUGUGCAGACUGCGGCAAGAGCUUCAGCUGGCGCGCCGACCUGCUUAAGCACCGCCGCCUGCACACCGGCGAGAAGCCCUACCCGUGCCCCGAGUGCGGCGAAGCUUUCAGCCUCAGCUCACACCUGCUCAGCCACCGGCGCUCACAUGCGGCGGCCAGCGGUGCGGGCGCAGCGGCGCUGCGGCCCUUCGCCUGCGGGGAGUGCGGCAAGGGCUUCGUGCGCAGGUCCCACCUGGCCAACCACCAGCGCAUCCACACCGGCGAGAAGCCGCACGGCUGCAGCGAGUGCGGGAAGCGCUUCAGCUGGCGCUCGGACCUGGUGAAGCAUCAGCGCGUGCACACAGGCGAGAAGCCCUACAUGUGCUCUGAGUGCGGGGAGGCCUUCAGCGUGAGCUCGCACCUGUUCACACACAAGCGCACGCAUUCGGGUGAGCGGCCUUACGUGUGCCGCGAAUGUGGCAAGGGCUUCGGGCGCAACUCACACCUGGUGAACCACCUGCGGGUGCACACAGGCGAGAAGCCCUUCCGCUGUGGCCAGUGCGAAAAGUGCUUUAGCGACUUCUCCACACUCACUCAGCACCAGCGCACGCACACGGGUGAGAAGCCCUACACGUGCAUCGAGUGCGGCAAGAGCUUCAUCCAGAGUUCUCACCUGAUCCGCCACCGCCGCAUCCACACCGGCAACAAGCCGCACAAGUGCACCGGUUGUGGCAAAGGCUUCCGCUACAAAACGCACCUCGCACAGCACCAGAAGCUGCACCUGUGCUAGGGUGGGUGGAGAGAGUAAGUGGGGAGUAGGUGUCCCCGGGACAGAACCUCUCGAAGGAAGUUGGUGCAGGGGCAGGAGGGACAGUCUGAAAGUGACUGAAGAGCCUUUUGUUGUUCUGGGGUCCCGAAGGGAAGGGUUGAGGAGCAGUUAUUUUGGGGUGCUAUAUAUUUCGCCUACCUCCUCUCCAUCAAAGAACUUGGAAGGUGUGGUUGAGUGGAUGGCUUCCUUGAAUAUGCGCUGUAGGGAGUGAAGGGUGUGGAUGAGCCAAGGCUCUGAGGCCUUCAGGAGGGAGAUUUGGAGCGGGGAACAAGAGACAGCACAGAGUACCUUGGCUUUGGUGGGCUGUGGGAUCAGGGAAGAAGGCAUGGCUGGAAUGAGAGUUAUGGGGUAAAAUAAAAUGCAGGUGUAAACCUGUCUUGGUCCCACUAGGUGGUAAGAAGUGUUUGCCCUGACUGCGAUGCCCUGCCCACCCCAUCGACCCCAUAGGCAACCCCAUAAGAGAGGAUAUUGGCUGUAUGCUUCCUUUCCUUUCUCUGAGCCACAGUUAGCUGCUAUUUUAGGCAUCCAGGGGAAAUGGCAUGAAAGACAACACAUCUUCAUUUCAAGGGGCGUCCUCUGGGGUUUAGAAAUUCAUUUAUAACUGGUUCUCAGACCUCUUGCAAAAUCCUGCUCCUGGUUUUUUGCUGCUUCCUUGAAAGCACUGUAGCUUCAUGCUGAGUCUAGGUUGUCUGUGAAGAUGACCCAUCUCUCUCUCUGUUGUAGGUAUACACCAGGCCCAGUAUUUUUUUUUUUUAAGGUCUCACUUGUGACUUUUCAGGUACAAGGAAAUGGAACAGUCCCAACUCUGUAUAACUUUCCCCUUCUCAGGUCAUCUUGGUGUGUGUUUGAAGUGAAACUGGACUAUCAACAGCUACCCCAGGCCGUACAAAAAUGAAUUAGCUCAGAGUUUUGCUGGCCUUACAUGAGAAAUCCAGAAGAGUAAAGUUUGCAUGUUGAAACGCAAAACUCCUUUGUCUCAUUUGCCUUUACUUUGCAUGUGUGGGCCCUGUCCCCCAGUAACCCCCACCUCUACCCUUACUAACGAGGGGUCUAGUCCAAGCAGGAAGUUCUGUUUCCUAUGUGUGGAGGCACUGUAGAAAUCUCAAGGCUUUACACAAAGAGGGAAUGGUCUGGGAGAGGUGUAAAAGCAACAUUGCCAAAUAGCACAAGCGAUGAAUGUUCUCUAGUUCUAUAGAUGCCAAAAUAACACUUUUGGAUUUGCAAAGUGCUUUAUGCUUUUUAAUGAUUGUUAGUUGUUUCUCACAUCUUUGUGAGGUGAAUCAGUAUUAUGACCUCUUGUAGGGAAGGCCCGGGGACAGGAAUAUGGCAGGCUGUCUUGAAGGAAGGCCAAGGCCUGUGUGAAUUGGUGUUGCCUGACCUUUCAUGUUCUCUGGCUCAGCUGCUAGGAAGGCUUAACCUGUCAUGACUAUAUGAUAAGGACACUGAACAGUUUUAUGCUUGAUAGAAAACUCAAAUCUAGCCUAGAAGGGCCAAAGAUGUCCUUAUUGACAAAGCUGGUCUUUGUUACCUAGUUAGGGUAUCCUAGCUAUGUUCCAUUUCUAGUAAGAGGCUGUAGUUAAAUGACUUGUGUGUAGAUUUCAGUUUCCUACCCUGAAAAUUCCCUCCCAUAGGUUAGCCUUAGAAGCUAGAGUUGUGGAAAGGAGUGUUUUUCACUAAUAUUUGUUACCCUAUACUAUUCGUAGAAGCAUUUUCACAAACUGUUGGACACAGUUGAAGGGGGAAAAAACUACAAAAUUGUUUUUACAGUUUUAGCAAAGUUUCUGUGAAUGCUAGUAAUUUAUACUUGAUCAGCUGUAUUCUAGCACAGAACCUCUUUGGGGACUAUAGGAAAGCAUGUUUUCGUCAUAACACAAAAAAAUCCUGAGAAUUUUGGGUUGUAUAUUGCCUAUUGAUCUUGCCCUCUCAAACAUUUCGUUACUAUUCAGAGAUGAAACUGGAUGUUCAUACUAGGGAUAGUUUUGAAGGACACUAAUUAAUUUUCAUUUUCUCUUAGUCAAAACAAGCAAAGUACCUAUCUGUUAUUUAUUCUGACUCGUAGUCUGAAUACCAAUUGUAUACAAUCUAUCUAAAAAUAAUAUGACCAAUUUGUAGGUAAUAUUUCUCUUUUGUAGUGGUGUUUUAUCCAUGCACAUCUACCUCUUCCAGCUGUUUUAAGUUCUCUCAAGUCUGUGCCUAUACAAUCUCAUCCAACUUUUGAUUGUUUAUGAAUUGAUUAUUGACUUUGUGUGUUACUUGGUCUUUAGUUGCCAACAUUACAGUCUCACUGUCAUCAAAUUUGUUACAUAUCAGCAAAAUUGGAGUUUAAUGGGGAAUGGAAUGGGGAUUGAAGCUAAUGUAAAAUAAUGGCAGUGAAAAUCUUUGGACUUUGCCUCUCUUGUCCUUUUUAUUAUUAUGGAUAAGAGUCAGCUAUGGCAUUAGAAUCCCUUCUCCUUACCAGUAGAAAGCUGUUCAGCCACCAGUGCCCAAUCUCUUUGUGUAUUUAAAAUAUGAUUCCAUAUUUCAUGUUUCUCCAGGGUAUAUACCCAUAUUUUUUAAAAAAUGCAUUCAGGAGGGUGUUUUUUGUCUUUAAUUUUAGAGUAAUAGUAUUUCUUCAGCAAACCCUGUGAACUGUGGCUCAUCUUUUGAAAUGUUAAAGAUUCCUUCCUCCAAAUCAUUAAUGAUGGUAGCCACAAGUGCAUUAUUUGUUUCUUAGGGAAUUUGGCCAAGACCUCUGCUAAGCAAAACCUGAAACAGUCAAAAGUUUGAUUAACUCCUGAGUUCUGGGUUGGAAGGAGAUGAACAUUUAACCCUUUGAGCCAUAUGGUCUCUUUACAGUCAAGAGGCUGUACAUAUGUGAAAAGGUACAAAUUAAGGAUUUGUGUUCAUAGACAAUCUGAGCUGUGUUUCUGAAGUUUAUGCACACUUCACUGUAAUGUUAUUUUACAUCUGUUUGUUAAAAUAAUGAAUAAUUUAAUGUUCCUGAGAGUAACAGGUUUUGUGUGAGUAUAAAUUUGUGUAUGUGAGAAUUGCCUUGCUUUGGGGUUGUUUUAUUUAAUAUUGGUUCUUUGGACAGUUUUCUGGUGUUCAGCAACAAAUAUGGAAUAUUUGUCAUUAAAUCCACGUCAAUCUUUUCCUGUUAUUUUUCCUUUGUUACUCAUGCAUUAGAUGUGACACAGUUUGAUCUACAGAAGCUAUGUUAUGGUAAAAGAGGGGUUGGUGAACUCCAGAUCUGGCCUGACUCUUUUUGUAAAUAAAAUUUUAUUGGAAUAUA
Molecule: messenger RNA, 5315 nt
Organism: Chinchilla lanigera (long-tailed chinchilla)
Lineage: Eukaryota; Metazoa; Chordata; Mammalia; Rodentia; Chinchillidae
Gene: Znf697
Product: zinc finger protein 697
Exons: 3
Coding region: 308-2005 (565 amino acids)
Biological process (GO): negative regulation of transcription by RNA polymerase II
Molecular function (GO): DNA-binding transcription repressor activity, RNA polymerase II-specific
Source: RefSeq, a predicted model, not a curated record